Exophiala xenobiotica is the source of this 1035-nucleotide messenger RNA. RefSeq names its product iron donor protein CyaY. Gene Ontology annotation, molecular function: iron chaperone activity; ferrous iron binding; ferric iron binding. The transcript has 2 exons. The coding region runs from base 156 to 857 and encodes 233 amino acids. Gene Ontology annotation, cellular component: mitochondrion. The record is from RefSeq and is a predicted model, not a curated record. Gene Ontology annotation, biological process: intracellular iron ion homeostasis; iron incorporation into metallo-sulfur cluster. Lineage: Eukaryota; Fungi; Ascomycota; Eurotiomycetes; Chaetothyriales; Herpotrichiellaceae.
GCAUGCUUCAUGGCCGAUUGACCACCAGAGAUACUGGUAAUACUUCAGACCUUUCAAAACAAAGAAACAUCUACUCGUACAAGCCCCGAGUUCCUAAAUUCCACCCUUAGCUACCUCUCCUUCACAUCGUCCCUCGACUCACCCCCAACGCGAACAUGAAAGCAGCCACCCUUCUCCGCUCUGCGCGAGCAAGCACCACACGCACCAUCACCAGAUCAAGCAGAUUUACAUCCACAUCCAUCCGCUCCUCGAAACCAGCUUCAGCUACCUCUAUCUAUGCUCGAACUCUUGUUUCCUCUCCUGCAACACGCGCCUUCUGCUCCUCCCCCGUCACUUUCAAAGGCAUUCAACCCGACAGUUCAGAGCCGCAACCCCCCAAUACCGAAUCGCCUGAUCACAGCACCCAUGCUGCCCAGCUCUCAGAUGCAGAAUACCAUGAGAUUGCCGACCAAUAUCUCGACACACUUGUCCUUGCGCUCGAAGAGCUCAGUGAGAAAGCGACUGACGGCGUUGAAGUGGAGUUCUCGGCCGGCGUCCUAACAGUCACCCACCCUAAAUCGGGCACGUACGUACUCAACAAGCAGCCCCCGAACAAACAGAUCUGGCUCUCCAGCCCUGUGUCCGGCCCAAAGCGGUUUGACUGGGUCAUAUCGGGCGCGGGCCAGCACGAGAAAGAAGAUUCGACGAUCGACGCGGGCGACGACGGAUCCGGCGGACGGUGGGUAUACCUGCGCGAUGGGACUCAGCUGAGCGAGUUGUUGAAGAAAGAGUUGGGUGUCGAAGUCACCAAGGAAGGGGAGAGUGAUGUUGUCGGUGGGCGAGAGGGGCCUGGUGGGCAGGGAUCGUCGCUGGAAUAAUAGAAAGAAAAGACUUGAGAGAUCCAUUAGCACGAGUGUAUUAGGCAAUCGUACGAACAGGUACUGUACAAGAAAGCAUUUACGAAAGCCCUCGAGGUUGGGCGCAAAAAUAUGUACCCGGCCCGUCUGUCUCGCACGACGGUCAGGCUAUCCAACGGAAUUAUAGCCUCUCACAUAA